GCGGCAGAAGCGCUGCGGCGGUGUGACGGCAUCACACGCUCCUGUGCUGUGCCUAUCCUACCGCGGCGCGACCGAAUACUCGGCGUUAUUACCCGGAGCGGCGACAUCGCUAGCACUCGUAUCCUGUUUAUUUUAUUUUUUUGCGAGUGUCUGUUGUUUCCCCCCCCCCCUCCUCCCUCGAUUCAUCGCUGCGGCGCAGGGAAGGGCAGAAGUGUGCGAGGGAGACAGACUGCGAAGGGGAGCCCGGAGGUUUCCCCGUCACCGCCCGUCAGCGCCCGUCAGCCAGGCUGAGUCACCGCUGAGAGAGCGAGGGAGAGGAGGAGAGAGAGAGCGAGGAGGGAGGAAGGGGAGACAGCACGCAGCAGCGGGAGCGGAGGAACGCGUGAGUGUGAGAGAGAAGGAGAGGAACGCAACAGAGACUGAGCGCGCGGCUCGGACGGAGAGAGUGUGAGAGGAGGAGACGGAGGAGAGAUCGCCCAUCCCCCCUGCAGAGCUCCACCAUGAGCGAUGUCACCAUCGUCAGAGAAGGCUGGGUACAGAAACGAGGAGAAUACAUUAAGAACUGGAGGCCGCGGUACUUCCUGCUGAAGACAGAUGGGUCCUUCAUCGGCUACAAGGAGAAACCGCAAGACGCAGACCUCCCCUACCCUCUCAACAACUUCUCCGUGGCCAAAUGCCAGCUGAUGAAGACGGAGAGGCCGAAGCCGAACACCUUCAUCAUCCGGUGUCUGCAGUGGACCACGGUCAUCGAGCGGACCUUCCAUGUGGACACGCCCGAGGAGAGGGAGGAGUGGAUGGAGGCCAUCCAGAUGGUGGCUGAUAAGCUGCAGAGGCAGGAGGAGGAGCGGAUCCAGUGCAGCCCCACGUCCCAGAUCGACAACAUCUGUGAGGAGGAGAUGGACACGUCCACCAGCCACCACAAGCGCAAGACGAUGAACGACUUUGACUACCUGAAGCUGCUGGGGAAGGGGACGUUUGGGAAGGUGAUCCUGGUGAGGGAGAAGGCCAGCGGCACGUACUACGCCAUGAAGAUCCUGAAGAAGGAGGUCAUCAUCGCCAAGGAUGAAGUGGCUCACACACUCACCGAAAGCAGAGUAUUAAAAAACACCAGACAUCCCUUUCUCACUUCUCUGAAGUACUCAUUCCAGACCAAAGACCGGUUGUGCUUUGUGAUGGAGUACGUCAACGGGGGAGAGCUGUUUUUUCAUUUGUCGAGAGAGCGGGUUUUCUCAGAGGACCGGACGCGGUUCUACGGUGCAGAGAUCGUCUCGGCGCUGGACUACCUGCACUCCGCCAAGAUCGUGUACCGAGACCUGAAGCUGGAGAAUCUGAUGCUGGAUAAGGACGGGCACAUCAAGAUCACAGACUUCGGCCUGUGCAAAGAGGGCAUCACUGACGCGGCCACCAUGAAGACCUUCUGCGGCACGCCGGAGUACCUGGCCCCCGAGGUGCUGGAGGAUAAUGACUACGGGCGGGCGGUGGACUGGUGGGGGCUGGGCGUGGUCAUGUACGAGAUGAUGUGCGGACGGCUGCCCUUCUACAACCAGGACCACGAGAAGCUGUUUGAGCUCAUCCUCAUGGAGGACAUCAAGUUCCCCCGAACGCUCUCCUCCGACGCCAAGUCCCUGCUCUCCGGCCUGCUCAUCAAGGACCCCAACAAGAGGCUCGGCGGCGGUCCAGACGAUGCGAAGGAGAUCAUGCGGCACAGCUUCUUCACCGGCUUAGACUGGCAGGACGUUUACGACAAAAAGCUGAUACCUCCCUUCAAGCCUCAGGUGUCGUCGGAAACGGAUACCAGAUAUUUUGACGAAGAAUUCACGGCGCAAACGAUCACAAUAACUCCUCCCGAAAAAUUUGAUGAAGAUGGUAUGGACUGUAUGGACAACGAGAGGCGGCCGCACUUCCCGCAGUUCUCCUACUCGGCCAGCGGGCGGGAAUAAGGCCCUCCGCCGGCCCCAUUUCAUCGCCACUCAAGGCUAUCACUGGAAAUAUGUUUACUCCCUUUUCCUUUAUUUAUAUAUACUAUCGACACGGACAACCGCGAAAGUCCCUUUUUUUUGUUCGUUUUCAUUUUUUGUUUGUUUGUUUUUGUUUUUUUAAAGGGAGUACUUGGGAUUUUUCUUGCAAGACUCGAUCCUCGCAGUCUCCAAAUAAACACGUCUCCUACGUUUUCGACAUCGCCGCCGACGACGGACUGCGAACGGAGUGCUGUUUACUUCGUGUUUCGGUUUCGGUUUGUAUCCGUUUGGUCGCCGUUCUUUUGAUCUUCUCUCGCCAUUUGAACAAACCGUUCACUUUCUGGAACAAAUACGAUACGCUGCCUUAUGCAUGUGUUGAGUUUUCGUUUCGCUUCCGCGACGGGUUUCCGUGUGGCUCGCGGAUCCUGGGGACUUUAACUCACAUCGCCGUUGUGUUGCCCCCUUGUGGCAGAAAAUAUUACUGCGUCCUCCUGUCACGCUUCAUCCCUGUGGACUCGGGUUAUUUUUCGCGUCGUUAGCUGCGGAGGUAUUGUAUUUAAGAAGUUAAACGUUUUAUUUUGCAGAAAUGAAAAACUGCCGUAACCUCAGUUCAGUUCACUCAGGCUACAGGUUAACGGGCACGUCUGUGCUCAGCUCAGUUACCGGUCUCGCUCCGCUCACCUCGACAGCGGAGCUGCUACACAACUAUUGCCAAACGCACUUCUCUCUGGUUUCACUCUACAGUUGUUUCUUAUACGGGAUUUAGAAAAAAAAAACAAAACGGCAAGUGUUUCAAACGUGUUUGUGACGUUUUAUGUUUUAACCUGUGCAUUAGCCGCUCGCUAACGAACUUGCGUAACUGAGUAACGGCAGGAUGUAUGCAUAGUUAGGAUGGAAGCGCAUUCUGGGCUAUCCGUUUGCCUGUUAAGUUAGUGAGCAUAGCGAAAAUGCCACGUAGUACGCCUCCCAGAGUUCGCAACAAAGUGGGUUUAAAGAUCCGUUGAAGCUGAUCCGCACGAACCCGAAUGAGACGAUGUUUAAGAGAGAAAACAGGAAUCGCAGGUACUUAUAUUUCCGAAUCGGUCGUUGAUGGCACUGGCUUUGAAAAGGACGUUACACAGCCCGUACCCGGCUCAAAGCGGACGCUUCCCUUCCCUUGAUGUAUAUAUGGAACGUUUUUUUUUUUUUUUUUGACGGACAACAUAUCAUUGCUAGACAUGAAAUAUCGUCUUAUUGUAUUAAUAGCUGGCUAACAAAACAAAGCAAAGACAAACAACGAAAAACACAAAAAAAAACGAAGGAGAAGCUUCUAGAACGUGAGGACUUUGUCAGAGGUGUGGCGUCGUUUCUGCUGUGCUCCCCGCCCCCCUCCCGGAGAAAGAGGACGAGGUCAGGUGGAUUCUGGGACCCGUCCUCUAAGUGCAAUCACAGGGGCUGUGCGGACACGCGGACACAGGCGGGAGACAGACAAACAGAGGCAACACUGGUAAUAUUUUUUUUUCUUUUUCUUUAAAAAAAAAAAAAAAAAAGGUUUUGGAUCUUUGUCUUUUUUUGUGGGGG
Messenger RNA from Conger conger (European conger), 3518 nucleotides. RefSeq names its product RAC-gamma serine/threonine-protein kinase. The coding region runs from base 501 to 1940 and encodes 479 amino acids. The record is from RefSeq and is a predicted model, not a curated record. Gene Ontology annotation, biological process: protein phosphorylation. Lineage: Eukaryota; Metazoa; Chordata; Actinopteri; Anguilliformes; Congridae. Gene Ontology annotation, molecular function: protein serine/threonine kinase activity; ATP binding. The transcript has 14 exons.